AUGGUCCAGGGAAGGAGUCCAAAAAUGAGGAUGGAUGAGAUGUGUGAAGUGAACGUGGUGGAUUUCUGCGGCCAGACGAUCCGGGGCGACGGCAUGAUCGUCAACUCGCACCAGGACUCCAAGAAGUACUACUUUGUGACCAUGGGGACGGACUGCCACCUCACCAUGCAGGCCAGCUCCCCCAAGGACAAGGUCCAGUUCCACUUCCGCUUCUUCCUGGUCUACAGCUUGCUGCGCAUGGCACCGCUGAGCCCCGCCCCCCUCUUCCCCGAGUCCCCUCGCGGCUCCGCCCCUCUCAACCCGCGGCUGGAGCCCACGCCCGGCGAGGGCCCCGGGGACCCGUGUCACGCCGGCUCCUACAUCCAGUUCUACGACGGACGGGACAGGAACUCGCCGCCCAUCGGGCCGCCGCUGUGUGGGAAGAGCCCGCCCCGGCCGGUGCUGUCGACGGGGAACUACCUGACCCUGCGGCUGGUGACCCGGGGCACGCAGCCCAGAGUCGACUUUGUGGGGGACUUCACCUCCUUCAGGCUGGGUUUCAACCAAUCCGAGUGCAGCGGCGAGCCCUACUUCACCUGCAGGAAUGGGAAGUGCAUCCCUCUGAGUCUGGUGUGCGACGACAAGGGCAUCGACAACUGUGGUGACGGCAGCGACUUGGAGGAAAACCUGACCACCGGCUGCAACGCGGGUGAGAUUUUGCCGCCUCAGCCUCCACCGCCAAUCGCGACCCCACCUCCACCUUUCGUGAAUCCGCCCACGGUGCCGAUUUCUACGCUUAUGAACUGCGGCACACCAAACAGCGCAUCCAAUCAAGAGUCAAUACCAGACUCGCCGGGCUCCGUGUCCCUGCUGACGCUCUACAUCAUCCUGGGCGUGGCGGCGGGCAGCGUGGUGUUCUGCUGGUGCUGCUGGUCGCCCGGCUGGUUCCUGUGGCGGCUCAGCGUCUGCCGCUUCCUGCCCUGCUGCAACUCGGCCUGCGCCUCCUGCCAGCUUUGCACCCGCAGCUGCACCCACAGCAAGGAGCACCGGCCGGCUAAGGUCACCCCGCACACCCCGGGCGGCGGCGGGGCCCCGGCGGGCGGCGUGCCCGGCGCCGACAGCACUGAGGAGAACGUCACCACUGCGGCGGUUUAG
Molecule: messenger RNA, 1134 nt
Organism: Myripristis murdjan (pinecone soldierfish)
Lineage: Eukaryota; Metazoa; Chordata; Actinopteri; Holocentriformes; Holocentridae
Gene: ldlrad2
Product: low density lipoprotein receptor class A domain containing 2
Exons: 5
Coding region: 1-1134 (377 amino acids)
Molecular function (GO): protein binding
Source: RefSeq, a predicted model, not a curated record